Molecule: messenger RNA, 1113 nt
Organism: Saitoella complicata NRRL Y-17804
Lineage: Eukaryota; Fungi; Ascomycota; Saitoellomycetes; Saitoellales; Saitoellaceae
Product: pseudouridine synthase
Exons: 2
Coding region: 1-1113 (370 amino acids)
Biological process (GO): tRNA modification; mRNA pseudouridine synthesis
Cellular component (GO): mitochondrion
Molecular function (GO): pseudouridine synthase activity; RNA binding
Source: RefSeq, a predicted model, not a curated record
AUGGAGAACAAGGGAGAUCAAAACUAUAUCUCCGGGCUGUUCGCCGUGAACAAGCCUAGUGGACAUCUCACGUCAGCUUCCAUCACGAACAGGGUCAAAUACCUCCUAUCCAAAAGCCCCAACUUCGCGAAAGAAUGGCCAGGAGGCAAACGUAGGAGCAAGAAGACCUCAUACGCGAAGCUCGGACACGGUGGAACCCUCGAUCCAUUGGCGAGUGGAAUCAUGGUCCUCGGUGUCAACGAUGGUACAAAGGAACUCUCGAGUAUGCUCAACUGUUCCAAGGAUUACACCGCUACCGUCCUCCUCGGCUCCGCAACAGACACCUACGACUCCCAAGGAAAAAUCGUGACCCGCGCCCCUUGGGAACACAUCACCCCCGAAAUGAUCGACGAAGCCCUCGCCAAAUUCCGUGGUCCAAUCCUGCAAAAACCGCCCAUCUACUCCGCAUGUAAAGUCGACGGGAAGAAAUUGUAUGAGUAUGCCCGUUAUGGUAUCCCGUUGCCGAGGCCGAUUGAGGCUAGACCGGUUACGAUCUUUAAGUUGGAAUGGAGUGGGUGGAAGAAUGGGGGGGAGCAUGAGUAUUGUGAGCCGGAGGAGGCGGACGAGGAGACGAAGAAGCAGGCUAAGAGGACCGCUACUACCUCAGAGGAGACCCCCGCGCCAAAAAAGCCCUCCUCAGCACCCUGCUUCCAAAUCCACAUGUCCUGCUCCGGCGGAACCUACGUCCGCACAAUCGCCCACGACCUCUCCCUCGCCCUCGGCUCCGCAGGCCACGUCGUCCAACUCCACCGAUCCCGACAAGGCCCCUUUGAUAGCUCGGACGCGAUUCCAUGGGAGUGGUUUGAUGGGAAGAACGGCGAAGGGAAGAAGUGGGGGGAUGAGGCGUUGGAUAAGUGGGAGGAGGCAGUGGUGGGGGCUUGUAGGAAGUGGCGGGAGGCGCAAGAUAGCGGGGGGAUGCUGAAUGUGAAUCCUGGGGCUGCGAAGGUUGGGGACGUUGCUGAUGGUGCUGCUGCUGCGCCUGAGGUUCCGGCGGUUGCGUCUGAGGCACCAGUUGUGUCUGGGGAACAGGCUAAGCCCACGAGCCCGAGGGCUCAGAAGCACUUGUUUGUUUGA